Messenger RNA from Stegastes partitus (bicolor damselfish), 2341 nucleotides. RefSeq names its product chemokine (C-C motif) receptor 12a (gene ccr12a). The coding region runs from base 88 to 1176 and encodes 362 amino acids. The transcript is spliced from 3 exons. Gene Ontology annotation, molecular function: C-C chemokine receptor activity; C-C chemokine binding. Gene Ontology annotation, cellular component: membrane; external side of plasma membrane. Gene Ontology annotation, biological process: immune response; G protein-coupled receptor signaling pathway; calcium-mediated signaling. The record is from RefSeq and is a predicted model, not a curated record. Lineage: Eukaryota; Metazoa; Chordata; Actinopteri; Pomacentridae.
CUGUAGAGUCACUCACUGCUCUCCUGCAUCCUCGCUUGUGCUCCUUCUAUUGCAUACCUCGAGAUCUGCCCCGGACAAACCUCCACCAUGAGCGACGAUGAGGACCAAUAUCUGCUCUUCUUGAAUUUUUCAAAUGAAACCUAUGACACGACUGACACGAGCUACGUGGUCAGUGGCAACGUCGAGCUCUGUGCAAAGACCGUCAUCAACCAGUUUGGUGCAAAGUUCAUCCCAGUGUUCUACUACAUCAACUUCCUCCUGAGCUACGUCGGCAACGGGCUGGUGCUCGUCAUCAUCUACAAGUACGAGAAGCUGAACACAGUGACAAACAUCUUCCUCCUCAAUCUGGUCCUCUCCAACAUCCUGUUUGCCUCCAGUCUCCCUUUCUGGGCCACAUACCAUCUGUCCGAGUGGAUCUUCGGCAUGGUUCUGUGUAAGGUGGUCAGCAGCGCCUACUUCAUUGGUUUCUACAGCUCCAUCCUCUUCCUCACACUCAUGACGUUUGACCGAUACCUGGCAGUGGUUCAUGCCGUGGCAGCAGCCAAAAGCAGGAAACGGGCUUAUGCCUUUGGUGCCUCGGUGGCAGUUUGGUGCGUGAGCGUUGCAGCGAGCGUGAAGGAGCUGGUGCUUCGUAAUGUGUGGAAGGAUCCGCUAGAUGGCCUGAUGUGUGAGGAGUCUGGGUUUCCAGACAGCACCAUGGACCGCUGGCGCCUGGUCAGCUACUACCAGCAGUUCCUUCUCUUCUUCCUCCUGCCGCUGUUUCUGGUGAUGUACUGUUACAUCAGCAUCACCGUGCGCAUCCUGUCCACCCGCAUGAAGGAGAAGUGCCGCACCAUCAAGCUCAUAUUUGUCAUCAUCUUUACCUUCUUCACCUGCUGGACGCCCUACAACGUGGUCAUCCUGCUGCGAGCUAUUCACAUCUCCAGCACCAAAGAGGAAGAAUCAUGUUCUGACUCAGAGAACUUGGACUACGCCUUCUACGUGACCCGGAACAUCGCCUACUUGUACUGUUGCAUCAGUCCUGUGUUUUACACGUUUGUGGGGAAGAAGUUCCAGAGCCACUUUAAAAGGCUGAUGGCCAAGAAGGUCCCCUGUCUGCAGAGACACAUCAGCCUGAGCAGCCAAAGCACCAGAACCACAUCCCAGAGGUCGCCCCCCUCGGCUUACGACUACUAGACACAUGCAUGUCUUACUGCUGUUGUGAGGACACUUAUUGAUGUAAGGCCUUCUCCAACCCCGUACCGUAACCAUCACAACACCUCAUGCCAGCUCUGAACCGCACUGAGCAGAACCUGGGUCCAGCCUGAACCCUCCAACCAAGAAUAAAACCUCAAACAGCCUGAAGUGGUAAAGACGAGCCAACAGGUCCUCACAAUGAAGUGACGUCCUCAUGACAGUGUACACACACACAUACACCCUCACACACACUCACACACACACACACCCAUACACACACAUACACACUCACACACACACACACACACACACACACACACACACACACACACACACUCUCACACACACACACACAUCAACACACUGGCGUGUGGGAUUAAUGAGGACUACAAGUUGUUCAGAUUCUCGUGAUCAUCACUUAAAGAACACACAUGUUGAAAACCUGUUCUUCAGGUGAAGGUGGACAGAUGAUGGAUGGAUGGACGAGUUCUGAACAUGACUUUGUUUUGUAGAAGCGUCCCGACAGCAGCAGCAUGAGUUAAUUUAAGUCAGUGCAGAAUAGUGGGUUGUGUGUUUAUCAGUUGGGGGAUGCAGGAAGUUGUUUGUUCUUGUUUUUACCAUAUGAGAAGAGUCUGUCUCUAUCAAACCUGCUUAAAUGAAGUGAUGCAGUCCUCACAUUCAGUCCUUUCAUCAUCAAACGUAAUCAGCUUGGACCAGGACGGGACUCGUGUGGUUCUAGAUUUUGUUAUUGUCAAUCCAUGGCAGCAGUGAAGAGACCAGAAGCAACCGCCCAGACCUUUGUGUUCCCAUCCCAGACCAAUAUCUUUGAAUACAACUCAGCACAGUUCUUAUUAUUUUAUUCCUUAAAAAGCCUUGUAUGUAGCCUCGACACCUGGACCAGCGGCCCGGUACGAGCUUUAAUGCCAGCAGCCUGUGACGUUUGGUUCAAGGUUCUCAAGGGACUUUAAAUACUGUUUAUUGUUUCUAUGUGGUGAUUUUCUGCAUCGACCAUAAUCCCAGUUUUAAUCCUGUCCUUAUAUUUUCCAGCAUUGUUGAUUUAGUGUGUACUAGUUGGUCUGUGGAAGUAUUCAGAUGCACUAUUACACACUAGCAGUGCCUGUGCUGACACACUGAAAGCUUCCUAAUAAACUCUACUGAACACCAA